AUUUUCGGAUAGUCUUUUCCUUCAUUGUCCGCUAUUUGUGAUCAGAGGUUAAGGCCGAUGCCGCCACGUUCCGAUCGCUCCCCUUUGACCAUGGAUUGACUUCAAGCUUUUCUUUAACCCCCCCAAACUGGAGAAAGCAGUCAGAUCCAUCGCUUCUCCUUGCCCGUCUUCUCCACACUACUAGCUGGCCAACUAGCUAAAUGUUUUCACCGGCUGGCUUCAAACCUCUCAGCUGCCGAAUGUUUAGUAACGUUGCUGCGGAGAAACAGUGAACUUCUUCGCUUCCCAGUCGCAAGGAGCGAAAGGGGCGGCGGAGGAUCUAAAAUACGGAUUUCCCCGAAGCUUUUUGUAUAAACACUAAUUAUUUUUUUUCUGAAAAGUGAUGGCGGAGCGGGGAGCACGAUUGCUCCUCUCCCUCUCUUGUCUCACCUUUCUUUAUUCGACCACCUUGACCAAGCAUGCUGACAAAGGGCCGAGCCCGAGGCUCUUCACGCCAUUCUGGUUCUCGGUGGAGCCAGCCGACACCCUGGCGGUGCGCAGCGCCCCCGUCCUGCUGAACUGCUCAGUGCACAGCGACCUGCCCGCACGCGUGGACUGGAAGAAGGACGGAACCUUCCUGAACCUGGCGGCCGAUGAGCGCCGGCAGCUGCUGGCCGAUGGCUCCCUCCUGGUGGCCAGCGUGGUGCACUCCAAGCACAACAAGCCCGACGAGGGCGUCUACCAGUGUGUGGCCUCCAUCGAGAGCCUGGGCAGCAUCGCCAGCCGCACGGCGCGCCUCAGUGUAGCGGCUCUUCCCAGGUUCUCCAGUCAGCCAGCACCGUCUGUGGCGUACCAGGGUGACAGCACAGUAAUGAGCUGCGAGGGAAAUUCGGACCUGGUUCCCUUUAUCCGCUGGGAGCGCAACAGGGAGCGCGUGGCCCUGGAUGGGCGGCUGAUACAGCUUCCCAGCGGGGCCCUGGUGGUCAGCAAUGCCUCGCAGGCCGAUGCCGGCCUCUACCGCUGUGUGGUGGAGAACGUGGGCCCGGCCAAGGUCAGCGAAGAGGCAGAGCUGCAGGUCCUUCCAGAGACGGCGGCUGAGCGGAAGGUGCUGUUUCUGCGGCAGCCGCAGUCUGUCACCAGGAGCGCGGGGGACGGCGUGCUCCUGGCCUGCGUCGCCGCGGGAUACCCCACGCCAUACGUGCGCUGGAUGCUGGGAGAGCAGCCCAUCGCAGUCGGAGAGGAGCGGUUUGAAGUGGUGGGUGGGAGCAGUCUGCAGAUCUUCAACCUGACGGCAGGCGACGCAGGAACGUACACCUGCCUGGCGGACAACAGCAACGAGACCAUCCAGGCGCAGGCUGAACUCACCAUCCAAGUUCCACCCCAGUUCCUGAAGAGACCAACCAACCUGUACGCCCACGAGUCCAUGGACAUCGUCUUCGAGUGUGAGGUCGCUGGCUCCCCGCCACCCACCGUCAAGUGGGUGAAGAACGGAGAUGCCGUCAUUCCCAGUGACUACUUCAAAAUCGUGAAGGAGCACAACCUGCAGGUUCUUGGGCUAGUGAAAUCGGACGAGGGCUUCUACCAGUGCCUGGCUGAGAACGAUGCUGGCAACAUCCAGGCAAGCGCGCAACUCAUCAUCCUUGAGCCCGAUGUUGCUCUCCCUACGCCCCCUUCCACCUCACUGACCAGUGCCACUGCUGACCGUGUAACGCCAGGCUUCGCUGGUCCUGGGGGAGGGCCCACGCCCUCUGCCCCCCGUGAUGUGGUGGCCUCGCUGGUCUCCACCCGCUUCAUCAAGCUGACAUGGCGCCCCCCAGCCGAGCCGCACGGGGACAACAUCACCUACUCAGUCUUCUACAGCCUGGAGGGCACCGGCAGAGAGCGGAUCGUGAACUCAAGUCGGCCUGGUGAACUCCAGGUUACUGUUCAGAACCUGAUGCCGGACACCAAGUAUUCCUUCCGCGUGGUGGCGCAUAACCGCAAUGGGCCAGGGGAGAGCUCCGCCCCCCUGUGGGUGGCCACCCAGCCCGAAGUCCAGGUUCCAGGCCCAGCACCCAACCUGCAGGCAGUGGCCACAUCGCCGACCUCCAUCGCCGUCAGCUGGGAGGUGCCCCUCACGGGCAACGGCGAGAUCCAGAGCUACAAGCUGUACUAUAUGGAGAGGGGCUUGGACACAGAGCAGGAUAUCGAUGUGGGAGGUCUGUCCCACACAGUGACUGGACUGAAGAAGUUCUCGGAGUACAGCAUCCGCGUGGUGGCGUACAACCGGCACGGACCCGGAGUGUCCACUGAGGACGUGGUGGUGCAGACCCCAUCAGAUGUGCCGAGUGCUCCACCACAGAACCUCACCCUGGAAGUCCAGAACUCCAAGAGCAUCAUGGUAAGAUGGCAGCCGCCCCCCUCGGGGACCCAGAACGGGGAGAUCAUUGGCUACAAGAUCCGCUACAGGAAAGGGCUCCGCAAGAGUGAGGUGGCAGAGACCACCGCAGGCACCCAGCUCUUCCAGCUCAUUGAUGGCCUGGAGCGCAGUACGGAGUACGCAUUCCGCGUAGCUGCCAUCACGGUGAACGGAACCGGCCCGGCCACCGACUGGGCCACAGCGGAAACCUUCAAGAGCGACCUGGAUGAGACGCGGGUGCCGGACGUUCCCAGCUCCCUGCAGGUGCGGCCACUGGUCAACAGCAUCGUGGUCAGCUGGACACCCCCGGAAAACCAGGACAUCGUCGUGCGUGGCUACAUCAUUGGCUAUGGCAUCGGAAGCCCUCACGCCCAAACCAUCAAAGUGGACCACAAGCAGCGUUACUACAGCAUCGAGAGCCUGGAUCCCAGUUCUCACUAUGUAAUCACACUGAAGGCCUUCAACAACGUGGGGGAGGGAAUUCCUCUGUACGAGAGCGCCAUCACCAGGCCUCAGUCAGAUCCCAUGGACCCUGAUGUUGAUUUGUAUGAACUCUUCCAUGCUCCAUACACUCCAGUACCAGAUCUCACCCCCAUGCUGCCGCCUGUGGGAGUUCAGGCCUCCGUCCUGAGUCACGACACCAUCAAAAUCACCUGGGCUGAUAACUCCCUGCCCAAGAACCAGAAGAUCACUGACGCUCGCUACUACACAGUUCGCUGGAAGACUAACAUCCCUGCUAACACCAAGUUCAAGAACGCCAACACCACCAACCUGAACCACAUGGUGACAGGGUUGAAACCCAACACGCUGUAUGAGUUCUCUGUCAUGGUGACCAAGGGUAGGCGCAGCAGCACCUGGAGCAUGACCGCGCACGGCACCACCUUCGAGAGCAUUCCUAGCUCCUCUCCCAAAGAUGUGACCGUGGUGAACAAAGAGGACAGGCCACGAACCAUCAUCAUAAACUGGCAGCCACCCACAGAAGCCAACGGCAAGAUCACGGGGUACAUCAUCUACUACAGUACAGACGUGAAUGCGGAGGUCCACGAUUGGGUGAUCGAGCCUGUGGUGGGCAAUAGGUUGACCCACCAGAUCCAGGAGCUCACCCUGGACACCACGUACUAUUUUAAGAUUCAGGCCCGCAAUUCCAAAGGCAUGGGUCCCAUGUCGGAGGCUGUGCAGUUCCGCACGCCGAAAGCUGAACCUUCUGACAAAAUGGCUAAUGACCAAGCCUCCGGCAUUCCGGUAAAGCCUGGCAGCCGUGCUCCGUCCCACGAAUACGGUUUUGGAUCCCCAGUUGGCAAGCCUGGCUUGACGGGCACCAGUGACAACCACAUCUUGGUCAUAGUCAUCAUCGUCUCUGUGGGUGCCUUUACCAUCAUUCUGGUGGUGGUGGGGGCCUUCCUGUGUACACGGCGCACCACCUCCCAGCAGAAAAAGAAAAGGGCAGCCAGCAAGUCCACCAAUGGCUCCCAUAAGUACAAGGGGAACUCCAAGGACCUGAAACCCCCAGACCUCUGGAUCCACCACGAGCGGCUGGAGCUGAAGCCCAUGGACAAGUCGCCGGAGCCCAAUCCCGUGAUGACUGACACGCCCAUCCCCCGCACCUCCCAGGACAUCACUCCCAUUGACGCUACAAUGGACAACCCUAUACAUCAGAGGCGCAGCUCGUAUCGUGGCCACGAGUCAGAGGACAGCAUGUCAACACUGGCUGGACGCCGGGGAAUGAGGCCCAAAAUGAUGAUGCCCUUUGAUGCUCAGCCCCCGCAGCCUGUGAUUAGUGCUCACCCCAUCCAUUCCCUCGAUAACCAUCAGCACCAUUAUCACUCGGGCAGCCUGGCCUCAUCAGCACGCAGCUGCCUCCUCCACCAGAUCAACCCACGGCCAGUCGCCACCCCCAUCUCCCACCUAGACAGGGCCCACUCCGAAGAGUCUGUAAGGAACACCCCCAGUGUAGACCCUCUGCCUGCUUCAGGACAGUCUGCAGCUUCAGCAGACCACAUGGACCCCGACGGCAGCUACAUGAGCUCCAUCCCCGAUGACGAGGCCGGCUACAACCCCCACAACACGCACAUGCGGCCCGCACACCCCCUGAAAAGCUUCGCCGUGCCGGCUGUCCCUCCCCACAACCUCAGCUACGAGUCCCCCGCCCUGCCCAGCACUCCGCUUCUCACACAGCCAGGUCCCUCCCAGCUCCACUCGGUGAAAACUGCCUCCAUUGGCACGCUGACCAGGAUGCGCCCCCCCCUGCCCAUCAUCAUGCCCAGUGCCCCAGACCUCCAGGAGACCAGUAGGAUGCUGGAGGAUGCGGAGUGUAGUUAUGAGCCAGAUGAGUUAACAGAGGAGAUGGCCCACCUGGAGGGCUUGAUGAAGGACCUCAAUGCCAUCACCACAGCCUGAUCACACUGCAGGCCCCCACACAGCAGGGGGCACCAGACAGACAGAUUCAAGAAAACAGAAAAACAAGAAGGAAGAAGGGAAGAGAAAAACAAACCUCUGGCUCACCUUGCUUACUCUCAGGAAGGAGAUGGCCAUUUAACGGAGUAGGUUCCUCUUUUUAAGAGGAAAUAACAUAUAGUGACAAUAACAAUGGUUACUUCAACCCGAAGAUUGUGGUUGUGUCUGCAAAAAGUUUAUCCUUCGGUUGCCAUGGAGAAGUUCCAAAAGACACCAUUUUAUAGAAGGAAAAAUAGUGUCUUUAUUCUUUUGUGCUCAUUUUGGCACAAACAUACAGUGUUUGGACGUUGCAUUAGCAUCAUUCAUUUGUGUAUUUUUCCUUUUUAUGUAUGAGGCCGCGAUCUGGUGAAGCAGGAACAGGAAGACUGAGCGUUUCCUUCCAUGACUCCUGCAUUUUCUGAGUGAUUGAAUGUUUGUUCCUUGUUCUUGUUCAACAUGUGCCAUGUCUUUUCAUUUCGUUUUUAUUGACACACACACGUGUAUAUGAUAUGUAUAUAUGUUUUAAAUCUGCCUCCUUCUCUUGCCGUCCUUGCAUUGUUUCGGGGUUGUGUGACAAUGACACUCUGCAUGUAACCGUACCCGUUGACUAAGGGACAUGCUGUGAUGGAGUGUCUCUGAAAGCACCAUAUUCAGUCACGUCAUUCUCCAGCUGACAGGCAGCACCCAUCAGCAAGCCCACCGCUCUCCUUUUCAGUUUUGGACUGCAGUGGGCCUCCUGAUGAUGUGAGAUUUCAUUUAACCUAAGCAGCCCUGCAGUACAGAUACCGAGUGCAUGGAAUACUUACAGCCAUUCUGCUCAGCUUUGAGUGAAAGGCAGGUACCUGACAGAAUCCAAGAAAGCCCCCCCCCAGCCAGGCAGCUCAAGAUAGCCAUACAAAAUCUGUAAAGUGGUUUCAUUGUUUUAAAAACAGGACGAUUCAUUCAUGUUACAAAUUGGUUCAUUUUUGGCAUUUUACCCAAGGAGAAAUGUGUUCACAAUCGGUCUCUGUGAUUUCUGUACCCCCAGACCCCCACCACCAAAUGUUAAUAUUACUGUAAGAAACUUUGCUUAAGGAUACAAAAACAUUUGCUGAAGCUGAGGAGAAAAAUGACCCCCAUUCCCGACAGGAAACGAGUUGUUGUCAAACCUGUAUUGCACUUUUCCCACAUUUCUUACAUAUCCUGUGUUUAAGAUGUUAAGUAUGUUUUGUGUAACUCUAGUGUUAUAGGUUAUAGCAGUUGGCAGCUGGUCUACUUUGUUUCCGUUUUGCCGUUUUGAAAUGGAGCAGGUUUUGUUUUGCAGAUGAGGAAUCGGUUGUUGCUUCUGUCUGUACAAAGAUCUUUUUGCUUUCUGUAGAGAAUUCUGUGGCUUUUUUAAAAAAAAAAAAUAAUGGAAGAAAAAAAAUCAUCUUCUUAUCUAGUAUUGGUGGUCCAAUACAUUUUAUAUUGAACUAUUA
Messenger RNA from Brienomyrus brachyistius, 6267 nucleotides. RefSeq names its product neogenin 1a (gene neo1a). Gene Ontology annotation, molecular function: protein binding. Gene Ontology annotation, cellular component: membrane. The transcript has 29 exons. The record is from RefSeq and is a predicted model, not a curated record. The coding region runs from base 383 to 4774 and encodes 1463 amino acids. NCBI's taxonomy places the organism in Eukaryota, Metazoa, Chordata, Actinopteri, Osteoglossiformes, Mormyridae. Gene Ontology annotation, biological process: cell-cell adhesion.